Ipomoea nil (Japanese morning glory) is the source of this 1656-nucleotide messenger RNA. RefSeq names its product receptor homology region, transmembrane domain- and RING domain-containing protein 2-like. Bases 200 to 1450 code for a protein of 416 amino acids. The record is from RefSeq and is a predicted model, not a curated record. Lineage: Eukaryota; Viridiplantae; Streptophyta; Magnoliopsida; Solanales; Convolvulaceae. The transcript has 4 exons.
UCCUAUUCCUGCGCGGAUUAGAAGCAGGGGAAGCCAAAUGCAAUCAGAACAAUGAAUGACACAGAUCAUGAUAAGAAUGGAAGUUGAUGUUUCUAUAUCUUAUAUCUACUCUCCGCACAAUCCUCGCUCCUUUUCAUUACGAUUGCAGUUUAUGUAAAUUUCCAGAGCGAUUUUUGAGGGUUUGAGAUUCGAAGAAACGAUGAAUUUCCGGGAGCUUUUCUUCUUGUUGUGCUUAGGGUCUCUGAUGGCCUCCACGGCGCUUGGAGAGGUCGUUUUAAUCAGCAGAAACGGUACUUUGUCAUUCGGUGACAUUGAAGCUAGCUUUGCUCCCCCAGUAGAGGAACCAGAGAAAUGUGGGACACUGUACAUGGCUGAGCCUUUGGAUGCAUGCUUGCCACUUACUAAUAAGCUUGAUAGUGUUAACAACAGCACCAAACUUCCAUUUGUGUUGAUAAUCAGGGGAGGAUGUAACUUUAAGGAUAAAGUCAGAAGAGCCCAAACUGCAGGGUUUAAAGCAGCCAUAAUCUAUGACAACGUAUUCGGUGAUUUGGUUGAAAUGGCAGGGAGUUCUUCUGGUAUAAAGAUACCUGCUGUCUUUGUUUCAAAAGCUUCAGGAUUAGUCCUUGCAAAGUAUGCGGGUGACUCUGACAUCGACUUAUGGAUAGUACCAAGCCUUGAGGCUUCAGCAUGGUCAUCCUUGGUCAUAGUGUUCAUUGUAUUCUUUGCAAUGUCAGCUAUGGUGGUCGUCUACUUCUUUGUUGGGAGGUAUAACCGAAGAAGAGAGAGACCUAGACCUAGACGUGUUAGAGAAGUUCACGGGAUGAGUAGCCGUCUGGUAAAAGCCAUGCCAAGUUCAAUAUUUACAGUGGUUGUCGAGGAUAAUUGUACUUCAACAUCAUGUGCUAUAUGCCUUGAAGAUUAUAGCAUUGGGGAUAAGCUCAGGAUUCUGCCAUGUUCUCACAAAUUUCAUGCUAUAUGUGUGGAUGCUUGGCUCACAUCAUGGAGGUCCUUCUGCCCUGUUUGCAAGCGUGAUGCUAGAACUAGAGUGGGUGAACCACCAGCAUCAGAAUCCACACCAUUACUUUCAUCAACGUCUUGCUCAUCUGUUAGAUCAACAUUAGCAGCAGCAGCAGAUUCGCGACCUCAGUCGCUUCAUUCUUCAUUCCACCAACUACCCCAUCCCAGUACAAACCAGAUCUCAAUAGACUUUAGAAAUGCAUCUUCGCGGAGAUCGCCACAUGCUUCUUAUUUAGUUUCACCUCACUCAUUAGGGUUUCAGUAUCCUUCCUCAUCAUCUCUGUAUCCAAGUCAUAUUUCUCCAGGCAAUGCUUCUUCAUCAAGUUUUAUUGUUUCUCCAAGUCAGCAGCCAAACCCACUGCAACGCAGCGAGUCUAACGCAAGCUUUUCCCCAUUCGCCUCGGCCCACUCUCUUCCAGAUUGCCAAGUCUAGCUUGCCAGAGACUUGCAGGGAUGAUUAUUGGUACAUGAAGAACCAUUGAUUUGUAUAUUCUUCUUAUAUAUCUAUUGGUUUUAGUUUAUAAUAACUAUUGCACUUUCUAGUCUGACAGAAUUCAUAUCAGCUUGUGUAUAUGACUAGGGCAGAAAAAUAUAAAAGCAGUUUUCUUCAAGAUGAAUGUGAAAUUGUGAAUGAUGCAA